Messenger RNA from Onychomys torridus (southern grasshopper mouse), 2313 nucleotides. It is a transcript of the gene Il17rc, whose product is annotated as interleukin 17 receptor C. NCBI's taxonomy places the organism in Eukaryota, Metazoa, Chordata, Mammalia, Rodentia, Cricetidae. The coding region runs from base 199 to 2262 and encodes 687 amino acids. Gene Ontology annotation, molecular function: interleukin-17 receptor activity. The transcript is spliced from 18 exons. The record is from RefSeq and is a predicted model, not a curated record.
GACUCAAACCGGAAGCACUCCAGCUGAAACUGGGCCAGAGUCCGGGCUCCGAGUGGGAAAGCGUGGCUGGAGAGGAAUUCUAGCUCUUGUUCUCUCCUGGGGACAAAGGGCUGGUUGGCAGCAGGGGUGGGGUGUCUGCCCCCCCUCGGGGGGGGCAGGACAGGGCCUCAGGCCUGGGUGCUGUCUAGCACCUGGAAGAUGCCUAUGUCCUGGUUCCUGCUGUCCUUGGCACUGGGCCGGAGCCCUGCGGUGGUUUCUCUGGAGACGCUUGUGGAGCCUCACGACACUGCACGCUGCUCUCUAGGUCUUUCCUGCCACCUCUGGGAUGGUGACGUGCUCUGCCUGCCUGGAAGCAUCCAGCCUGCCCCAGGCCCUGUGCUGGUGCCCACCCGCCUGCAGACAGAGCUGGUGCUGAGGUGUCCACAGGAGACCGACUGCGCCCUCUGCGUCCGUGUGGUUGUGCACUUGGCUGUCCAUGGGGGCUGGGAAGAGCCUGAAGAAAAGUCUGACUUGGAACUCCAGGAGCCUAGAAACGCAUCUCUCCUGGCCCAGGUGGUGCUCUCCUUCCAGGCCUACCCCACUACCCGCUGUGCACUGCUGGAGGUACAGGUGCCUGCCGUCCUGGUGCAGCCUGGCCAGUCUGUGGGCUCUGCAGUGUUUGACUGUUUCGAGGCUGGCCUUGGGGCGGAGGUGAGAAUCUGGUCCUACACACAGCCCAGGUACCAGAAAGAACUCAACGUCACACGGCAGCUGCCUGACUGCAGGGGUCUUGAAGUCCGGGACAGCAUCCAGAGCUGCUGGGCCCUGCCCUGGCUCAGUGUGUCUGCAGACGGUGACAAUGUUCGCUUGGUACUGGAUGUCUCUGAGGAGCAGGACUUUGGCCUCUUACUGUACUGGGACCAGGUCCAGGGUCCUCUCAAAUCCCAGAGGCACAAAAACCUGACUGGACCACAGACUAUUACUUUAAACCAUACAGACUUGGUUCCCUGCCUCUGCAUUCAGGUGUGGCCCCUGGAGCCAGAUUCUGUUAGGACCAGUUUCUGCCCCUUCCGGGAAGAUCCCCGAGCACACCGGAACCUUUGGCACAUAGCCAAGCUGAAGCUGGUGUCCUCAGAGACAUGGCAGCUAGAUGCACCAUGCUCUCUGCGGGCCAAGAUGGCACUGUGCUGGCAGGCACCAGACCAGGGUCCCUGCCAGCCCCUUGUGCCACCGAUGCUCCAGGAGAAUGUCACUGUGAAUAAGCCUCAUGAAUUCCCGUUGCUGAAAAGCCACCCUAACCUCUGUGUCCAGGUGAGCAGCUGGGAGAAGAAGGUCCAGCUCCAAGAGUGCUUGUGGGCUGACUCCUUAGGGCCCUUCAAGGAUGAUAUGCUGCUGGUGGAGAUGAGAACUGGCCCAAACAACACAUCGGUCUGUGCCUUGGAACCUAGUGGCUGUACAGCACUGCCCAGCAAUGCCUCCACGAGAGCUGCUCACCUUGGAGAGCAGUUGCUGCAAGACUUCCGGACACAGCAGUGUGUGCAGCUGUGGAAUGAUGAUGACCUGGGAGCGCUCUGGGCCUGCCCCAUGGACAAGUACAUCCAUAAGCGCUGGGUCCUGGUGUGGCUGGUCUGCCUUCUCUUGGUCGCUGCGCUUUUCUUCCUUCUCCUUCUAAAAAAGGACCGCGUGAAAGCGGCCCCCAGGGCCCGCACAGCCUUGCUCCUCCACUCCGCCGACGGAGCGGGCUACGAGCGUCUGGUGGGCGCGCUGGCGUCAGCGUUGAGCAAGCUGCCGCUGCGCGUGGCCGUGGACCUGUGGAGCCGCCGCGAGCUGAGCGCGCACGGGGCCCUGGCCUGGUUCCACGGGCAGCGGCACCGGACCCUGCAGGAAGAUGGCGUAGUAGUCCUGCUCUUCUCGCCCGCGGCGGCGGCGCAGUGCCAGCAGUGGCUCCAACAUCAGACGGUGGAGCCAGGGCCGCACGACGCCCUCGCCUCCUGGCUCAGCUGCGUGCUGCCCGAUUUCUUGCAAGGCCGGGUGGCCGGCCGCUACGUCGGGGUCUACUUCGACGGGCUGCUGCACCCCGACGCCGUGCCCGCCCCGUUCCGCGCUGCGCCGCUCUUCUCCCUGCCCUCGCAGCUGCCUGGCUUCCUGGAUGCCCUGCAGGGAGGCUGCGCCCCGCGCCCCGGGCGGCUGGCGGACAGGGCGGAGCAAGUGGCCCAGGCCCUGCGGGCCGCCCUGGACAGCUGCACCUCACAUUCGGCAGUCCCGGGCUGCGGCGAAGCAUGAGACCCGGGACCCUACCCUUCACUCGAAUAAAGACAGACGCAGUUAGCCUAA